Myotis lucifugus (little brown bat) is the source of this 1064-nucleotide messenger RNA. Its product is annotated as diphosphoinositol polyphosphate phosphohydrolase 3-alpha. Gene Ontology annotation, cellular component: nucleus; cytoplasm. The transcript is spliced from 2 exons. The record is from RefSeq and is a predicted model, not a curated record. Gene Ontology annotation, molecular function: endopolyphosphatase activity; bis(5'-adenosyl)-pentaphosphatase activity; diphosphoinositol-polyphosphate diphosphatase activity. The coding region runs from base 153 to 635 and encodes 160 amino acids. Gene Ontology annotation, biological process: diadenosine hexaphosphate catabolic process; diadenosine pentaphosphate catabolic process; diphosphoinositol polyphosphate metabolic process. NCBI's taxonomy places the organism in Eukaryota, Metazoa, Chordata, Mammalia, Chiroptera, Vespertilionidae.
UCGGGGCUGCAGCGCUCCCCUCCCGCCCGCCCCGCGCAGCGGCCCUUUCUCUGCGCAGCGGCUGAGCCGGCGGCGGCGGCGGCGGCGGCGCGACCCCAGCGAGCGAGCGAGCGAGCGGCGCGGCGACGAGCGCGGAGCAGGCAACCUGGAGGAUGAAGUGCAAGCCGAACCAGACGCGCACGUACGACCCCGAGGGCUUCAAGAAGCGGGCGGCGUGCCUGUGCUUCCGCAGCGAGCGCGAGGACGAGGUGCUGCUGGUGAGCAGCAGCCGCUACCCGGACCGCUGGAUCGUGCCGGGCGGGGGCAUGGAGCCCGAGGAGGAGCCGAGCGGCGCGGCCGUGCGAGAGGUGUAUGAGGAGGCGGGCGUCAAGGGGACGCUGGGCCGGCUCCUGGGCGUCUUCGAGCAGAACCAGGACCCCAAGCACCGGACCUACGUGUACGUCCUGACCGUCACCGAGGUGCUGGAGGACUGGGAGGACUCGGUGAGCAUUGGCAGGAAGCGAGAGUGGUUCAAAAUCGAAGAUGCCAUCAAGGUCCUGCAGUGCCACAAGCCCGUGCAUGCCGAGUACCUGCAGAAACUAAAGCUGGGCGGUCCCCCCACCAACGGAAACUCCGUGCCCGGGAGCGACCGCUAGUAUGCACUGUUGGUGGACAAGUCGCCGGUUUUUCGGAAGCGUUGAGCAUCGCUUCUUGCCGGUUAACCUCGUUCGCACGGGCUAGUGCACAGGGGCUCUUCUGAACGGUGCCUUACCUGCCCGCCCGGCCCGGGGCGGUGUGUGUGUGCGAGCGCGCGUGUGCACCUUGGGCACCAGUCGUGUGGUUUUGUAGCAAACGCGUUUACAGUCUGAUCGCCUUGGUCGUCUGGCCUCUUUCGUUCCUGUUCGUUCUGAAGUUGUUUUCUCGUUCGCAGUAUUAGCCCUUGUGGGCAAGACCUGCUGUGGUGGGAGUUGGUUUCAAUGAGCCGUUUUGCAUUAAAAGAUAUUUAAGAACUUUGACUUCUUGUGCUCUUGCCGUGCUCGACAAUAACGUUAUCUUCAGAAAUAAAGUGAUCUCCUUUGCCCUUU